AUGGCGCUGACCAACUUCAUCGUUACGGUGGCCGUGGUCGGCGCGGGGGUGCUCCUCUUCACCACCGACAUCCGCAGGUCUGGCGCCCUCUUCCGCCGCAACGUGCGCCAGCUCCGGCAGUGGCUCGAGGAGGACACGGCCUCCGCCGCGUCCAAGUCUGCAAAAGAAGCAGCUCCAACUCCAAAGAAAUUUGACUCAACGGUCCCCAAGGAGAAGCCAAAGGAAGAUAGUCACUGA
Messenger RNA from Miscanthus lutarioriparius, 237 nucleotides. NCBI's taxonomy places the organism in Eukaryota, Viridiplantae, Streptophyta, Magnoliopsida, Poales, Poaceae. The record is from the annotation of a GenBank genome assembly.